UUCUAUCUAUCAACACAGAGGAAAACACAGAGGAAGAAAUGUCAAGACUUAGCGUAUGUGUGUUUGUGUUGCUAUGUGCGUUUGCGGCCAAAGCAGCCGCUCAAUCCGCACCUAACGUAAGAGCAACUUACCAUAUCUACAAUCCUGCACAAAACAACUGGGAUCUUUACCGAGUAAGUGCGUAUUGCUCGACGUGGGAUGGGAACCAACCGCUUGAGUGGCGUCAGAGGUACGGCUGGACAGCUUUUUGUGGUCCAGUUGGACCGCGCGGUCGUGAUUCUUGCGGUAGAUGUUUAAGGGUGACGAAUACUGCGACCGGAACUCAAGCCACAGUGAGAAUCGUGGAUCAGUGUAGUAACGGGGGUUUGGAUUUAGACGAGGGUGUUUUCAGACAGCUUGAUACUAACGGUCAGGCAGCGGCUCAAACCGCUUCUAACGUAAGAGCAACUUACCAUUACUAUUAUCCCGAGCAAAACGGUUGGGACCUUUACAAAGUAAGUGCGUAUUGCUCAACAUGGAAAGGAAACCAACCUAUCGAAUGGCGUAGGAAGUACGGUUGGACAGCUUUCUGCGGUCCAGUUGGACCGCGGGGCCGUGAUUCUUGCGGAAGAUGCUUAAGGGUAACGAACACUGCGACGGGAACACAAGCGACGGUGAGAAUCAUUGAUCAGUGUAGUAACGGCGGUUUGGACUUAGACGACGGCGUUUUCAGGCAACUUGAUACUAACGGUCAGGGAUACGCACGUGGGCACUUAAUUGUCAACUACGAAUUUGUCAAUUGCUGAAGAUCUUCAAGUUCAUCCAAAUCUCCAAUCACCGCCUUACAUCUUAUUAUUAUCACAUUCCAUAAAAAUUUAAGAUAAAAUAAACAUCACGAGUAAUU
Messenger RNA from Arabidopsis arenosa, 883 nucleotides. The record is from the annotation of a GenBank genome assembly. Lineage: Eukaryota; Viridiplantae; Streptophyta; Magnoliopsida; Brassicales; Brassicaceae.